Molecule: messenger RNA, 513 nt
Organism: Onychomys torridus (southern grasshopper mouse)
Lineage: Eukaryota; Metazoa; Chordata; Mammalia; Rodentia; Cricetidae
Gene: Apoc1
Product: apolipoprotein C1
Exons: 4
Coding region: 158-424 (88 amino acids)
Biological process (GO): negative regulation of lipoprotein lipase activity; negative regulation of lipid catabolic process; negative regulation of cholesterol transport
Cellular component (GO): extracellular region; very-low-density lipoprotein particle; high-density lipoprotein particle
Molecular function (GO): phospholipase inhibitor activity; fatty acid binding
Source: RefSeq, a predicted model, not a curated record
GAAUUAGGGGAUGACAAGUUAAGACCCCAGAGGGCAUCAGAAGAGGUCUGGGGUGCCCAGAUGCAAAGGCAUGGGAAGUGAAGGGAGGUGAGAGCCAGCCCCCAGCAUCCUGACAGAGAGGCUGAGCUGAGGCUUGCGGGGUGCCCCUCCAGCCACCAUGAGGCUCUUCAUCUCACUUCCUGUCCUGAUUGUGGUCUUGGCCAUGGCUUUGGAAGGCCCUGCCCCCGCCCAGGCGACCCCUGACUUGUCCAGCGCAUUUGAGAACUUACCGGAUAAGCUGAAAGAGUUUGGGAACGCUUUGGAAGACAAGACCCGGGCAGCCAUUGAACACAUCAAACAAAAGGGGAUCCUGACCAAGACCCGGACCUGGUUUUCAGAGACAUUCGACAAAGUGAAGGAGAAGUUCAAAUCCACGUUUGCCUGAGCUCCUGGCGGGCCAUCUUGCAGCAAGGGCGUCCACGUGAUGUGGCAGGUCCCUCAUCCCACACCAAUAAAAAGCCUAGAGUGAACGAA